Molecule: messenger RNA, 426 nt
Organism: Psylliodes chrysocephalus
Lineage: Eukaryota; Metazoa; Arthropoda; Insecta; Coleoptera; Chrysomelidae
Source: the annotation of a GenBank genome assembly
CUGGGAACCAAUAUGAGCUACACACAGUGAUGAGGAAUUGUUGGUUGAAGACAAUUGAAACAGGCCUACAAAAAGAGGAGAAGACUUAUGUUCUUACUAAGUAUGGAUUACCUUGCAAUCUAUUGGAGCUUGAAGUCCCCGAGUUAAAUCCUGAAAUAAAAGCAGCCUUGACUGACUUUACAAUUAGGAAUGACAUGUUCCUAGAAAAGAGGCAGACUCAACUUGGUAAAGGCUUGUCUAUUUUGGGAUCUGUUCUGAAUAUUUUGAUAAAAAAUGAGCCAGUAGAGGGGGAGACCAGAGAGGAGAUUUUAUUAGCCCUGAGUGGUUCAGCCAAAUUUUUUUGUGAUUUACACUACCGAAUGUCCUUGUCCCGUAGAUCACAAAUAAUGCCAGCAUUAAACAACAAAGGUAUUAAAGAAGUCCAAA